This is a messenger RNA of Closterium sp. Naga37s-1, 2064 nucleotides long. Lineage: Eukaryota; Viridiplantae; Streptophyta; Zygnematophyceae; Desmidiales; Closteriaceae. The record is from the annotation of a GenBank genome assembly.
AUGACUCGAAACACAACUAUGACCGUGCAGCACUACCAAUCUCGAACACACGCGGGAAUUCUCGCCGUCAUCCUCAUCAUCCUCUCCCUCCUCACCUGCUGCUGCUGCUACAUGUGCCGUGGCCGCAGCCCCAAGCGGCGUCGAUUAGAUGAAAUAGCUCCAGCGCCCAUGUACCCGCCGGCCAUGUCAGCCGCUGGUCCCGGCGUGUACGUUAAAGGCAUGGGCCCACGCGGAGCGCUACCGCCGGGCCCGUAUCCUCACAGCUUGUCACACCAGCAGAUGAUGGGCGGCACGGAGAUGCUUCCCCCGCGCUACAUCCCUCCGCCCUCGCCCGCCGCGCUCAUGCAGAGUCCCAUGAGACCGCUUCUCGGCGCACCGCCCCCCGCGGCAAAGCCCGGAGCAGGCGCGCAGGAGGAGGGUGUGGUGGCCAAGUGGGAGAAGGACCUGCGCGCGGGGAUGUUUCGCAAGGUGGGGCUUGCGGAGGUGGAAGCGGCCACGGGGAAAUUCAGCAAGCGCGCGUUUCUUGGUGAAGGCGCGUUCGCUGCAGUGUACAAGGGGCGGAGUCCGUCCGGCGUGCCGUGGGCCGUAAAACGGUCAAAACGGAGACUGACGGAUGGUUCCGCCGGCGCCAGCGAUUUCGAGAACGAGGUGAUGAUGAUUUCGCGACUGUCGCACAAGAAUCUCGUACGGCUACUGGGUUACUGCAUUGAGGGUGGUGAACACAUCCUUGUGUACGAGUUCGCGGAGAAUGCGACGCUGUCACGCGCUCUGGGUCGCUCCCAGCCCCCGUUUCUGUCGUUCGCUCAGCGGCUGGAGAUCGCGCUGGGCACGGCGGAAGGGCUGCACUACCUGCACAACGCGUCGUCGCCGCCCAUCGUGCACCGCGACAUCAAGCCCGACAACAUCCUGCUGGACGGCCAGCUGCGCGCCAAAGUGGCGGACUUCGGGCUGCUCAAGAACAUCAUGGAAGGCGGCGGCGCGGGCGAGGUCGUCUCGUCCGUGUACACUCGCGUCGCGGGAACCCCGGGGUACCUGGACCCCGAGUACCACUGCACGUCCAAGGUGACAGUCAAGGGGGACGUGUACAGCUUCGGCGUGGUGCUUCUGGAGCUGUUCACGGGUCAGCGCGCGAUCAUGAUGAACUGCCGUAAGCCCGGCGGCGGCGACGGCGCGAACCCCGUGCACAUCUCGCAGUGGGCCGCGCCGCUGGUGGCGGGCAAGGCGUUGGACGACCUGGCGGACCCGAAGAUGGGCGGAGAGUUCGAGCCGGCGGUGCUGCUGCGCGCGCUGGAGAUUGCGCUGCUGUGCGUGCGCCCGUCGUCGAAGCAGCGCCCCGACAUGGGUGCGGUGGUGCGCGGACUGGCGGAGCUGCGCGAGCAGAUCAUGGCGCGCGACGAGCCCCCGGAGACGUUCGUGGAGGAGCACGCGCGCGGGCUGGAUGACCCCGACUCAGACGAGGAGGCGGAAGCUGCGCAGGCGGAGCAGGGGCGGGCGGAAGGAAGUACGCGGGUGGGCGAGGAAAUGGAUGCGUCAUCGCAGGAGUAUUCGCGGGGGCCGGAGGAGCCGGAGGAAGAGAGAGAUGACGGAGAAGGCGAAGAGGGGCUUACUGGCGCGGCGGACGAGGAGCAAGGGCUAGUCGCGGGGAGCUACCGUGGAAGUGACAUCGGCGCGGGACCGAGGCAGCUUUCGGGCCGGCGCACUGCUUCGGGCCGUAGCGGGUUGGAAGGUUCGGGAAGGAACAUCGGGAGUGCCUCGGGCGCUGGUUCGUCAGGGCGGAGGACAGAGGGCGAGCCUGGCAGCGUGAAGUACAGCGCGGGUGUGGAAACGUUUGAACCCGAGGAGGGGGCGCACGGUGUGGACCCCAGCAGCAGGCAGUACGGCGCUCCAGAGGCAGCGAACGCAAGGUCGAGUUACUACGACAGUGGGUUUGUCUACCCCGUGGGUGCGUUUGGGAACGCGUACGACAGCGGGUGGAUGCCGCCGCAUGGGGGCGACCGCGGGGAGGAUGGAGAUCGAGCAGGCAGCCAUGUGGUAGUGAACCUGGGCGCAGGCAGCAGGCGAUGA